Messenger RNA from Stomoxys calcitrans (stable fly), 14425 nucleotides. RefSeq names its product fat-like cadherin-related tumor suppressor homolog (gene kug). Bases 233 to 14338 code for a protein of 4701 amino acids. Gene Ontology annotation, molecular function: calcium ion binding. Gene Ontology annotation, biological process: homophilic cell-cell adhesion. The record is from RefSeq and is a predicted model, not a curated record. Gene Ontology annotation, cellular component: plasma membrane. Lineage: Eukaryota; Metazoa; Arthropoda; Insecta; Diptera; Muscidae. The transcript is spliced from 24 exons.
GUUUCUUCGUUUAGAAAACGUAUCAGCUGUUUGCCAAAUAUCAGUUCUCUAUAUCAAAAUUUUAUUAAGCUUAGCUUAGUAAAACAGCAACAUGUGCCAGCUCUCCUAACAUAUAGAGAAAAUUUGUUUAUUUUUUUGCCGGAAUAUUAAGAUCUGUCUAAGGGAAAGCAACUUUGCAAACAACGUUAAUUUUUUUAUUGCGUUAUGAUGUUAUGUCUUGGGAAAAUCUAAUAUGAAGUUUAAACGCAAUGACCAUUGGUUGACGUGUACAUAUGCAGUGGCGCUUCAUUUACUUUUUGUUCAAUGGGCUGCAGUUCAAGUGUUUUGUGCUGAUAACCAAGAUCCCGUUUCUAAAAUAACACUGAACGAUCGAAUUCACGAUCACCCAUAUAACUUUAAUUUUUCGAAGAAGUCGUACAAUGUCACAAUACCUGAAAACAGUAUUGGAAAAACAUAUGCGACACCUACAUCAUAUGAUGAGAAAAUUGGACUACAAAUUCGAUAUGCAUGCAGUGUGACUUAUCGCAUAAUUUCCGGCGACCGGGAUAAACUAUUUAAAGCUGAGGAGAGGACAGUUGGCAAUUUCGCAUUUUUAGCAAUACGAACUAGAACGAGUAAUAUUGUGCUGAAUAGAGAAAAAAAUGAAGAUUAUACUUUGCAUAUACGAGCAAUGAUCACAUGUCCUAAAAGUUUAAAAAAUAUAACAUAUGAGGCGGAAUGUAUAGUGAACAUUCGAGUGUUGGACAGAAAUGAUUUAACACCUCUAUUUUAUCCUACUGAAUACUCAGUUACAAUAAAGGAAGAUGUUCCCGUACAUAGCAGUAUUUUAAAGACAACCGCGGAAGAUGCGGACUUAGGAUUGAACGGAGAAAUAUACUAUUGUUUUUUGGACAGUUAUAGUCACUUCACUAUACAUCCAUCAACAGGAAUCAUAUCAAAUGUGAGACCAUUAACUAACUUGGGUGGCACUGUCGUGGAGAUAGCUGUUCUUGCUGUCGAUCGAGGUUCAGCGAUGAUGCGACAAAAUCAUCUAUCUGGCAAGGCGAAAGUUCUCAUAAUCAUUGAAAAGACAAAUUUACAUGCUCCCGAACUACAUAUUAGUACUGUAUCUAGUAUAAUUGUACACGAAGAUAUCAACAUAGCGAGUAAAAUUUUUGGAAUAAUACAAGUGUACGAUAAAGAUAGCGGAAAGCACGGUGAGAUCAAAAGUGUGUCAAUAGUUGGUGGCGAUGAAGAUGGAUUAUUCGAAAUUGCCCAUUCGAAAACAUAUGGCGAAUAUUACAUACAACUAAACAAUUUAGUUAUGCUCAGAAACUUGACAAGAACCUACAACUUGACCAUAAGGGCGGAAGACAACGGGACUCCAAAAAAAUACGGUACCAAAGAUGUGUCUAUUACCAUAUAUGCUGAUGAAAUGGCUGCUCCCGUGUUUACAAAGCAGUUGUAUGAAGUAUCCAUUCCAGAAACUGCUCCCAUUAAUAUGCCUGUUAUUCGGCUGAAAGUAACCGACCCGUCCUUUGGCAAAAAUGCAUUAGUUUUUCUAGAAAUAGUGGGCGGCAACGAAGGUGGAGAGUUCAAGAUUAAUCCUGAUACAGGAAUGUUAUACACUCAAAAGAUAUUGGAUGCAGAAAAAACUUCAUUUUAUACUCUAACCGUUACAGCUAUAGACCAAGCCAACUUAGGUUUACGAAAGCAAUCAUCAGCCAAAGUAAAAGUAAAUGUCUUAGAUAUCAACGAUAACGAUCCGAUUUUUGAAGACAAAAACAUAACUGUACUUCUAAACGAAAAUGAAUUGCCGGGAACGUAUGUAACAAAAGUUCGGGCUAAGGAUAAAGACUCGGGAGAGAAUGCUUUUAUUUCCUACAGCAUUGCAAAUCUUUAUGACAUUCCCUUUGAUAUAGAUCAUUUCACUGGAGAAAUACGAACCACAACUGUAAUCGAUUAUGAAAUAAUGAGACGGUCUUAUAAACUGAAAGUUCGUGCUUCCGAUUGGGGUUUGCCCUACCGAAGACAGACGGAAAUGAAUGUUUUGAUCAACAUCAGUGACAUUAAUGAUAACCGUCCUCAAUUUGAACGUAUUGACUGCAUUGGAAAAGUUUUUCGUCAUGCCCCAGUAGGAACAGAUGUAUUUACUGUAUCUGCUAUAGAUUUCGAUGUCGACGAUUAUAUAACUUAUCGGCUAUUAGGUGGCAACGAAGAUGGAUGUUUUAAUAUGGACUCAAUUACAGGUGUAAUUACUAUAGGAUGUGAUCUCAAGGACAUUAGAAUACCCCAUCGAUCGAUCAACGUAUCUGCAACGGAUGGGACGCAUUAUUCAGAUGAAAUGGCAAUCCAGAUUGAGCUUCUUAGGUCUGACACUUACGACGUUGUUAAACGUGUUGACCUGAAUGGAUAUAGCAGCUUCGAAUGCCACGAAACAGGAGUGGCAAAAAAAUUAGCAGAUUCACUGGCAGCUGCUGAGAAAAAUAAUAUGAGGUCAGAAAAAUUGGAAGGCGAUGUUUUUUCAUUGCUACCAAAUAGAUAUGGACAAAAUGUACAUAAGCCGGAGUUCGUUGAUUUCCCAUUGAAAUUGAAAAUUAAUGAGAGUUUUCCAUUAGGGGAUACAAUUACAUGGAUUAAUGCAAAAGAUAAAGACUUGGGAUACAAUGGCAAACUAAUUUUUGGUAUUUCUGAUGGCGACUUUGAAUCCGUUUUCAGAGUUGACCCAGACAGUGGAGAACUUCAAUUAAUUGGAUACUUGGAUAGAGAGAGACAAGAGAAUUAUAUACUGAAUAUAACAGUAUGUGACUUAGGUCGACCCUCGAAAUGUGAUUCCAAGUUAAUUACUGUAGAUAUAUUAGACGUAAAUGAUAAUCCCCCCGUAUUUCAAAGACCUCUGUUCAGACUUCAUCUAGCUGAAGAUGUUAGGAAUGGCUCCGAGAUAUUUUGCCUAAAUGCCAGUGAUGCAGAUGAAAGUAAAAAUGCCAUUAUAAACUACGAGCUAAAAACAGAAAAAAGACAUUUCGCCGUUAAUACCACAACGGGUUGCUUGCACGUAAUACAAAUGCUUGACAGAGAAAAACAAGAAGUACACAAACUUCAAAUUUUUGCAAAAGAUAGUGGCGUUCCCUCCCUUUCCGCUGAAGCCAUCAUAACAAUUGUCGUUGAUGAUGUGAACGACAAUGCUCCAGUUUUCGGUGUUCAGGAAAUUAUUUUCAAAGCUCGCGAAGAUCUUCCAAAAGGAACUGUGAUUGCAAAAAUAGAAGCUCACGACUUUGAUGAGGGUGUAAACUCGGAUAUACUAUUUGCGAUAAAAGAAGACACCACAAAUGGAUCCUUAUUCAAAAUAGAUAAGAUAAGUGGCAUUAUUCAAACACAAAACUAUUUGGAUUACGAAACCCAGCAAAUAUAUAACUUAGUGGUGAGCGCAAUAGAUUGCGGAUCACCUUCACUAACAUCCGAUAUGUCAGUCGUCAUAGAAAUUAUUGAUGUCAAUGAGAAUCGAUUUGCACCUGAAUUCAAUGACUUUGUAUAUAUGGGUUCUAUUAAAGAGAAUGUCCCUAAAGGAACAGUAGUUAGAAAUGUGACAGCUAAAGACCAGGAUUUAAAGGGUCCAGACUCAGAAAUUUCGUACUCCAUUAAAGGCGGCGAUGGAAUCGGUGUUUUUUUUGUUACUGAAAAAGGAUCAAUUCGAACUUUGUCUCAUCUAGAUGCUGAAACGAAAAAUUUUUAUUGGUUAACUUUGUGUGCUCAGGACCAUGGAAUUGUUCCUCUGGACAAUUGCGUUCAGGUCUAUAUUGAAGUUGAAGAUGUUAAUGACAACGUUCCGAUGACUUAUCAACCGGUAUACUAUCCAUCUAUUUUUGAGGGAAGUGCUGCACAGACCAUGGUCAUAAAACUGGAUGCUACGGAUGAUGACAUUAAUAAGACAACAAACCUGACUUAUAAAAUUAUUUCCGGAAAUCCGGAGGGAUUUUUUGAAAUUAAUCAAGCUACUGGCGAGCUGAUGACAACUGAACGUAAACUUGAUCGGGAAAAUCAAGUCGAACAUAUAUUAGAGAUCCAAAUUUAUGACAACGGCUUGCCUCCACUAUACUCAACCACCCACGUUGUGGUUACAAUUAAAGAUAUAAACGACAACAGCCCACAAUUUGAUCAAAGGUUUUACAAAGUUCAAGUUCCUUCUUCGUUGCCAGUUAAUGCUUCCAUCUUUCAGAUACAAGCUACUGACAUUGACAUUGGCGAUAAUGGAAGAAUAUCGUACUUCUUAAAAUCAGGAAAAGGAAAGAAUAAGUUUCGCAUUGACGCUGACACCGGCUUAAUCUACGCUGUUAAAUCUCUUGAUGCAGAAAUUGACUAUGAGCUGAUUAUAAAAGCAGAGGACAAUGGGUUUCCGAAAAGAAGCCAAACUGCAAGGUUAAAUGUGGUAGUAGUACCAAUUUUGAAAUUAUCAAAUAUUCCACCCAAAAUAAAAACUACCAAUAACGUGGUUGAAGUAACUGAAAGCGAUAAACCUGGAUUUUUAGUUACCCUCAUUCAGGCCACAGAUGAAGACAGUGAACACCUAUGGUACAACAUCAGCGGUGGAAACGAACUCAAUGCUUUUUAUAUUGGACAUGAUAACGGCAAUGUUCUCUUGUCAAAAUCCCUCGACUGGGAGACACAAAAUUAUUAUAACUUGACUGUUAGUGUGAGCGAUGGAUCGAAUGAAGUUGAUACAUAUUUGUAUAUUAAAGUAGUCGACACCAACGAUAAUCGUCCUCAAUUUACUAAUGACAUUUAUUUUGUAAACAUCUCGGAGUGUGCUGAAGAAGAAACCGUAAUAUUGCAACUACAAGCCUAUGAUGACGAUGAAGACAAAAAAAUAUUUUAUACCCUGUACGGAUCCAAAGAUCCAUCUUCAUUGCAAUUUUUUCGAAUAGAUUCACUUACUGGCAAUGUAGUGAUCACACAAAGCCUUGACUACGAGAAAAACAAAAGACAUGAGUUAAUAGCUGUUGCUAAAGAUCAAGGAACUCCAGCUAAAAGAAAUUAUGCUAAGAUAGUAAUAACAAUUCAUGAUUACAACGACCACAUUCCAGAAUUCACAACAAGAAUUUUGCAGAGUAAAAUACCAGAGAGCGCUGUUGUUGGGUCUAGAGUAGCACAACUGAGUGCCUAUGAUCGAGAUAGUGGAAAAAAUGGGGAAGUUCUUUAUUCCAUUAUAAGCGGCAAUGUUGGAAAUGUUUUCCAAGUCGAUAAAGUUUUCGGCACUGUAUAUUUAUCGCAAAAUUUGGACGCAAUGAAUAUGCAAGAAUAUAUGCUUCAAGUGAGGGCAACGGAUUGUGGAACUGCCCCAUUAUCAUCACAAAUUCCUGUUCAUAUCAUUGUUGUGAUGGCCGAUAAUGAUCCUCCUAGAUUUUCCGUUCCCAUAUCUUCUGUAGAAAUAUUCGAAAAUCUUCCCAUAGGAACAUUUAUAGCACGAAUUGAAGCAAGGUCGUCAUCAGCAGUGUUUUACAAUAUUAUAAAUGGAAAUGAGGAUGGUCUAUUCUACAUAAAUCCGUCUACUGGAGUCAUACUGGCAAAUUCAAUUAUCGAUUACGAGCAAUACAAAUUGUUCAAUCUUACAAUCAAAGGAACAAAUAUGGCGGCUGUAUCAUCUCAACAAUAUUUAAUUAUACACGUGUUGGAUGUUAAUGACAACGCUCCGUUCUUCAUUCAAACAGAUUACUAUGGACAAAUAUCUGAAGCUUCAGCACCUGGUUCUUACGUCAGUUCUAAUGCUUCAUUGAAUAGCUUACUCUUUCUUAUAGCAUCGGAUUAUGAUGUUGGGCAAAACAGCAUUUUGGAAUACAACAUAAUGGACGAUACUGCAAACCACUACUUUCAAAUCGAUUCUUUAACAGGAACAUUGCAACUGCUUCAGAAAUUGGAUUUCGAAACCAAAUCUGCUUUUCACUUCAAUGUUAUGGUCAACGACAGGGGCUCACCCAAACUAUAUUCGCAAACUGUUGCUAAGUUAACGAUCCACGUGCUGAAUGUGAAUGAUUGUCCGCCAGCGUUCGAUAUGAAGGAAAUGAAUGCUACUCUAUAUAUUCCGACCUAUGAAGGCAUUCAAAUAGCUCAAGUCCGCGCAACUGACGCUGAUAUAGACAUCAACAACAAAAUUCGUUACGACAUUAUAGAUGGCAAUAUAAAUGAAAGUUUCCAAAUAGACAAUACUACUGGUAUAAUUGUUACAAACAACAUUUAUGAUUUGGUUCCGUAUUAUAAGUUACACGUUCGAGCUUCAGAUGGAUUGUUCUCUACUAUAGCACAAGUGGAUAUUACUACGGAAAACAUACAUGAUUCCGGAUUUCGGUUUCAGAAAGAGAAAUAUGAAUUUUCAGCAGUGGAAAACUCCACAAAAAUUACCAUUGUUGGCUUAGUAAAUGUGAUAGGCAAUUAUCUUGUCGAAAAUAUUGAGUAUAAUAUUCUGAAUCCUACAAAUAUGUUUCAAAUUGGGAAAUCUUCCGGCGUACUUAAGACCGCUGGCAUAGUUUUUGAUCGAGAAUCUUUGGACAAAUACAAUUUAAUUAUUGAAGCUUUAUCUGUUUUAUAUGAACAUGACAAGCGAUAUAUCCGCAGAGCGAUUACUCAUGUUAAUGUAUUUAUCCUGGAUAUCAACGACAAUUGCCCCAUAUUUGUAAAUUUACCGUAUUAUUCGACAGUAUCCCCCGAAGACAAAAAAGGGACCGUUGUGUUAAAGGUGAAAGCCAUAGAUUUAGAUGAUUUGGAAAAUGGUGAGGUUCGCUACGAGAUGAAAAAAGGAAACGGAGAACUCUUCAAGGUGGAUAGAAAAACGGGCGAUGUUACACUAAGACAGCAUAUUGAGAACAUUAAUAGCAAAUAUGAAUUAUUAAUUGCUGCAUAUGAUAAUGCUACUACUCCAUGCUAUUCCGAAGUGACUGUUUCUAUUAAGGUUGUUGACACAUCGAUGCCCCUGUUCCACAAACAGUUUUAUUUCGAUAGAGUGAAAGAAGAUAUAGAACUUUUUUCAGCGUUAGCCGUUAAUAUCCAAGCGGAAAGUCUACUGAAACGCAGUCUUUUUUACACAACAAAUGACGAAGGAUUUUUCGAAAUAGACUAUAGAACUGGUGUUUUAUACGUAGUAAAUAGUCUGGAUUUCGAGAAACAACAGUCGCAUGAAGUUUCUGUGAGAGCGACAGAUAUUUUAUCAGGAGCAUACGCUGAAGUGACCGUCACAAUUGCAGUGGAAGAUGCCAACGAUUGUUACCCAAAAACAGAAACAGAUAAUUAUAACGUUACAUUACCAGAAAAUUUACCUCUGGGUUCCAACAUCUUAAAAAUAAAUGCAAGCGAUUGCGACUCAGGCGCUAAUAGCAUAUUGUCGUAUGAAAUCGAGUCAAUUAAUGGCAUCCGAGAGUCUGAUUUGUUUUACAUUGAUAUCGCAGACGGAUUGCUGUUUUUGAAACAUCAAUUAAAUUACGAGAGACGAAAGUCGUAUCUGGUUGUAAUUGCAAUUACAGACCAUGGUACUCCUAUUCUAAAAACCAGAGCCAACGUGUGGAUUCAAGUAAAAGACUUAAAUGACAAUGCACCAAAGUUUGUGGAGCCAUCCUUUUCUGGUAAACUUUCGAUUUAUGCAUCUAGAGGACAGUUUGUGAUGAGAGCAAUUGCGUAUGAUGCUGACGAAUGCGACAACAAUCAAUUAAAAUACAAAAUUGUGGAUGGCAACGAUCAUCAGCUUUAUUCCAUAGAUGAAAAUAAUGGAAUUAUAUUCAUGCAAAACAACCAAAAGUUGGAGAAUCACCAGCAGACGAUUCUGAAUAUAUCUGUCACCGAUGGACUUCAUAUAAGUUAUGCGCGAGUGAAAAUAAGUUUGCUGCCCGAAAAUAUUCACAGUCCAAUAUUUGAGAAUUUAGUUUAUGCAGUACACAUUCAGGAAAAUGACGAUCCAGAUAAAUUAAUAAUAAAGGUUAAGGCCAACGAUAAGGACUUUGGCAAAUACGGAUCAAUUACCUAUGACAUAUUUGGUGAUGACCUUGCCUCCACAUUCAGGAUAGAUAGCAGCAGUGGCUCAUUGUAUUCUAAAAUUUCGCUUGAUAGAGAGCAGAGAGACUUUUAUGAAGUAUUAGUGAGGGCGACGGAUGGAGGCGGAAAGUUUGGAUAUACUGUAGUCAAAAUUAAAGUGGAUGAUGCUAAUGACAACUCUCCUUUCUUUCUAUUAAAAGAAUACCAACUAACUGUCGGAGUUGAUGCUGCAGUAAACACGGUUGUUGGAAAGGUCGUAGCAUUUGACUUAGAUGCAGGCCAAAACGGAUUGAUUGAUUUUUCGCUAAAAAAUUUAGAAGCUAAUUAUACAUGGAAAGAAUAUAUUAUGUUAACAACUGCCGGAGAAAUAGUUGUAACGAAGCCACUAACAAAUCUAUCGAAUUUAAUUAUCCAAUUUUUUGUACGAGCUUCUGAUAACGGAUAUCCGACAAAGCGAAGUAAUUACAUACCUGUAACACUGCAAAUUGUCGGAUCACAAGUUGUGAUUCCCUCAUUCGAAAAAACAAAAUUGAACAUGAAUAUCGAGGAGACAUGCGCGCCUGGCACCAUUUUAACAAAACUUAAAGUAUCUGGGAACUUUUCUGCAAAAUUUUCAUUAGCGUCCGAAUCAACAACAUUUGCAAUAACGGAAAAUGGAGAUAUAAUACUAAUACAAGCAUUGGAUCGGGAGAUGCAAGCUGUGGAGCAUAUUGUGGCAGUGUUUGAAACAAUAACAGAACCGGUUUUAUUUGCCUAUACUGACAUUAUUUUCCACAUUCAAGACAAUAAUGAUAACUACCCGAAAUUCUCUAACCUAAUCUAUAAUAUAGAUGUUCCAGAAAAUAACGAAAAAGGAUCAUCUAUUAUGAAAAUAACAGCGGCUGAUGCUGACGAGGGACCAAAUGGGGACAUUCGAUACUACAUGGAAGAUGACAAUUACAACAAUGUUUUCGAAAUAGAUAUUUAUUCGGGAUGGAUUACACAGAUUGGUAUAUUAGAUAGAGAAACGUGUUCGGAGUACUAUUUUAAUGUUGUGGCAAGUGACAACGGCGCUUCUAAACAGAUAUCAAAUGUUCGAGUGUCCAUAACAAUUACUGAUUAUAACGACAACGCGCCACAAUUCAAAGACGAUAUUUUAACAUUUUCUGUGCCUGAAAAUGCUUUGCCAGGAACUGUUUUAAAUCGUCUUCUGAUAACUGAUCUAGAUGUUGAAAAAUAUAACUUAAACUUUUUCAUUGUUUCUGGUGAUAAUAAAUCACAAUUUCAAAUUGCAAGUUCCGGCGAGCUCUUUGUGUCUAGAAAACUCGACAGAGAAGAGUCCUCUUCGUAUAAUUUGAGUGUUGCUGUGACUGAUGGAAAAUUUGUGUCAUAUGCAAACCUAUUAAUAUACGUAAUAGAUAUAAACGACAACUAUCCAAUAUGUAUAACACCCAGAUAUGAAGUCACAAUUGAUGAAUCCAUACCAGUUGGAGCGUCAAUCCUAAAAGUAAAUGCUAUAGAUUUGGACGACGAAGAAAAUAAUAAAAUUAGAUUCUACAUAACUGGAAACAACUCUGAUCAUUUUUACGUUGAUAAGAAUGAAGGAGUCCUUAAGGUAGCGCAUGAAAUUGACAGAGAAUGGCGCUCCAAAUAUAUACUUCAAGUUCAUGUACAAGAUGGAAAAGAAUUGCUUCAGGAAUGUAUAUGUGAAAUUAUUGUAACAGUCGAUGAUGUCAACGACAAUAUUCCUAAAUUUUCAAUGCAAAAAUACAUAUCCAGCAUAUCUGAGGAUGCCCGCGUACAUACAAUAGUUACAAAAGUGCACGCAAUAGACAAGGAUUUUGGUGUCAAUAGGAAGAUCACUUACUCUUUUGUGGAUAACAGUGACUUUUUUGAAAUCAAUCCCUUAAACGGCAUCAUAAAACUUAGGAAGGAACUCGACAGAGAAAAUAUAUCUGUAUUUAAUUGCACCAUAAAAGCAGAGGACAACGGCUAUCCGAGACUAUUUUCCACAGCUAAUGCUGUUGUUCAUGUUCUUGACAUCAAUGACAACCCGCCAGAAUUUCAACUUAAACAAUAUAAGUCUCCGGUGUGGGAAAACACAACAAUUGGUUCUGAAAUUAUACAAGUAUAUGCUACCUCAAAAGACAUUGGAAUUAAUGCUGAGAUUCGAUAUUAUAUCAUUGGCGGAAAUGAACAACAAAAGUUCAAAAUUGACAAUAAAAAUGGAAUAAUAAUCUUAAUCUUAGAAAUUGAUUAUGAACGGACUAAAUCAUUUUAUUUAACUGUGCAAGCAAUUGACGGCGGCACUCCGCCUUUAAGCAGCCAAGCUUUCGUAAAUAUCACCGUAUUGGAUGUCAACGAUAACAAACCUCAGUUUUCACAAAACGUGUACCGCAUUAAGGUUGCGGAAAAUUCCAAAAAAGGUGAUGAGCUUCUCCAAGUUAUUGCAACCGAUGCAGAUAGCAAUAAAAAUGGGGAAAUAGAAUACGGCAUUGAGAGAGGAGACCGUUUUAAUCAGUUUAGAAUCGGUGAGAUUUCUGGCAAUAUUUAUACAUUCAGAGAUCUGGAUAGGGAAAACAUUUCUUCAUAUGUGCUGGAAAUAAGAGCUUGUGAUAAAGGUUCUCCCAAAUUAUGCAGUUUUGUCCAAGUUUUCAUUGAUAUUACGGACAUUAAUGACAACCCUCCAAUAUUUAAGAAUGGAAAUUUUUCUGUUAUUCUACAAGAGAAUAAGCCUUUGGGCUUCGUAGUAACUUCGUUCGAAGUUUUCGACGCUGAUGAGUUUCCCAAUACUAGCCCGUAUACAUUUGAUUUUAAAAGGGGAAACGAAGGUGCUUAUUUUCGCUUGGAACAGGAUGGGCGUCUGUGUACAGCAGUUCGUUUCAAUCAUAAAAUUCUCGAUCAUCAUGUACUGCAAAUAAGAGUUUUUGACAAUGGUAAUCCGCCACUCUACUCCGAUACAUGGGUUACUGUUAAGAUAAUUGAAGAAAGUCAAUACCCACCAGUAAUUACGCCUUUGGAAAUUACUAUUAAUUCAUAUGAAGAUGAGUUUAUUGGUGGUUUCCUAGGAAGGAUAUAUGUUACUGAUCAAGAUAAAUAUGAUUCGUUCACUUUUAAGAUUGUGCCGAAUAAUGAUCAAUCCUAUUCUACAUUCAAUUUGUUUAACAUAUCUCGAGAUACUGGUGAAAUAUAUGCAAUAACAAAUUUAGAUAUUGGGAUGUAUCAAAUCAACGUAACUGUUUCUGAUGGAAAGUAUCACUCCCAUACAAUUGUUCGAGUUAACGUAGAAAUGAUAACAUCUGAGAUGGUAAAAAAUGCCGUCAUCAUGAAGUUUAGUCAAAUAACUCCAAAAGAUUUCAUUCUACGCCAUCGAAAGAUGUUUCUUAAAACUAUACGAGAAGUAUUACGAUGCAGACAGAAGGAUAUAUUUAUAAUUGCGCUUAACCAAAAUAAAAAAAAGAGUGCUACUCACAACUCCUUGAAUAUAGAGAAAGCACCAUCUCCAUCCAAUGCAAGGCAAAGACGUUCCUUUGGCACUCUAGAUGUCGUAUUUGCUGUUCGAAAACAACAAGUUCAGCCCAGCUCUGAAAGUUACUACACGCCUAAUGAAGUCCUCUAUAGGCUGUCAAACCGAUUGGAUGAGAUUGAAGACAAUUCCAAUCUUCCAAUUGAUGAAAUAGUUUCAAAUGAAUGUAUUGUAGAUGUUUGCAUGCAUGGGCAAUGUAAAAAUCAAUUAUUUAUUGACAAAAGUACGUCGAAUACGUUUUACACAGACGUUAUAAGUUUUGUAGCUCCCAAGUUUGCAAUUAUCAAUACUUGUUUGUGUAAACAGGGUUUCGAUGGGAAUAAAUGUGAGGAACCAGUGAACGCCUGCUCAUCAGAUCCAUGUCCACCCCAAAAGCAAUGUUGGCCAGCAGAUACAAUUGCAGGAUAUCAAUGCAUUUGCCCCAUUGGCUUUUCAGGUCAAUUUUGUGAAAUUCAAUCAUUACGAUGUCAACACGAAAAUUGCUCCCAACUUCAAACAUCCGUGUCUUUUAGUGGAAAGAGUUACGCGCACUAUAAAAUAGAUACGUCGGCGGUUAAAAGCCUUAUAGAAAAUCAACUUUCAUUAUCCCUAAAACUACGAACGGUACAACAAUCGGGGACACUUGUUUAUGCUAGCGGGCAAAUCGAUUACUGUGUAAUUGAAAUUGUCAAUGGAGCGGUUCAGUUUCGGUUUGACCUAGGUUCCGGGGAAGGAACUGUAAUAGUAUCAAGUGUUAAUAUAUCCGACGGCGAAUGGCAUACAAUAAAAAUAGAACGAAUUCUUAACACGGCUAAAAUUGUGGUCGAUAACAAACAUUCAUCACAGGGUAGUGCGCCAGGCAUUAACUCAGUUUUAAACCUUCAAAACAAUGACAUAUUUGUUGGCGCGAAAGUCAUACCUCACAAUACUAUAAAGGGGUAUGAGGACAUUCAAAGAGGCUUUAUUGGUUGCAUGGCAGAUAUAACUCUUGGCCAAGAAAAAUUGCCAUUUUACAUAAUAGCUGGCGGAAUUAGUGUAGCCGCCCUUCGAUUUACAAACGUCGAGUUUCUUUGUGAUCCAACGAAAAUAUUGGUUAAUCUUGGAAUAUGUGGUGGACAGCCUUGUUUAAAUGCUGGAAUUUGUCAGGAUCUCGGUGAGAACUUUAACUGUAUCUGUCCAGAACGCUUCACAGGCAGAUUAUGCGAAAUCGACUUAAAUCCCUGUGCAUCUGCUCCAUGCUUAUAUGGCGGUCUAUGCCAACACAAUGGCCCAAAUAACUAUUCAUGCACAUGUCCACCGAGCUUAUCUGGAAGUAGAUGUGAGUAUGGACGAUUUUGUACGCCUAAUCCAUGCAAAAACGGAGGCAUGUGCGAAGAAGGGGAUGGUAUUUCUCAUUGUAUGUGCAGAGGUUUUACGGGUCCAACAUGUGAAGUAGAUGUAAAUGAAUGCGAAAACCAACCCUGUGGAAGUGGAGCUACAUGUAUAAAUGAAGCUGGAAGUUUUCGAUGCAUAUGCCCGUCGUACUUAACAGGCGCUAGUUGUGGGGAUCCUUUGUAUUCCAAUUCCAUAUCCACAAAAAUUAGAAAGUUUUCUAUUGAAAACAUCACUGGCAUUGUUUGUGGAGCUUCAUUUGUUUUCGUGUUGUGUCUAAUAACACUUUGUUGCAUGGUGUACAAAAAGAAUUUCAUAUCCAAAAAAAACGCUUCACGGCAUCUCAAAAAUAGCUACAAAGAAACAACUCUUAACUCAUUAUUAGCAAAAGAAAAGAAUAAUAAACAAAAUAAUAAAAUAAACAACCUCGAGGUAAAUCAACGGCCAAUGAGCUAUGCACCCACCUCCGCAGAUAAUAUGAUGUCAGCAAACACUAACUUUGUAAAUAAUUUGGACAUAUUAAGAAGCUACGGAUCUGCUGGGGAUGAACUUGAGAAUAUACCUUUCGAAUAUCAAAAAAUAAGUUUUAAUAAACAAAAUGUAAAUAUUAACAACGAAAACAUAUCAGAAGCCUCCGUAUCAUCUUACAAGACGGAUUGGUGUGACCAAACACAGCUAAAGACAUUCUGCGAAAAUAAACUCAACAAUGGACCUUACAAAAUAUCACGUAAAGCACUUGAUUAUAAUUUGCCUUUGAAUCGCAUGACGACUAAUAAACCUAACUGUGGAAAAUUAAUACACGUUGCAAUGCCCAACGUAUGUCAAUCAUCAAUUAAUGCGGAUAAUACGAAUCAGGGUCAAUAUCAUUGGGAUUGUUCUGAUUGGGCUAGAAAUAGCCAAAAUCCAUUACCUGAUAUAACGGAGGUGCCAGGAGCUGAAAUCGCAGAUUCAUCCAGUUUCCACAGUAACGAAAGCAAUGAGUCACGACCCAGAAAUAGUCCACCUGUAAGAUAUAAAAUGGGCCCGGACAGGAAUAUUCCGAUAUUGGACAAAAACGUGAUUUCAGAGUCUGUCAAUUCAAAUCUUUUGAUCAGUACACAAAAGUUAAAUCUACCGACAGGUAGUAUCUCAUUAUCAAGACUGAGCCCUGCUUACUAUAGUGAGAAUGAAGACUAUGCAUCAAAUUCAGCAGUGCCUUUCAGAUGUCUAUCGAAAUGUAAAUUAUAUGUACGUCAUCCUGAUUCGUACCUACCACCAUUAAACAACCUUAGCGAAACUGACGGGGAAUAUCCACAAAGUCAUAACAUUAUAUGCCAAGCCGAUGUUGAGUGCGCCAAAAGAAAAUUAAGCGUCAACUCUGAAGAGGAGUAUUUGUGCCGAGGAAGUCUCAACAACAGCAAUCGGUCAGUUCAUCUUUGUGAAAUAGAAGAUUCGGAACUUGAGGAGUUCUUGCCUAAAGAAAUAGUUGAACCACAUCGCAAUGACAACUAAUUUCUUUCAUUUCAUACGCAUUUAUUUUUCUUUUACUGAUGCUUGUAAAAAAAUGUAUAAAUAAAAAAUUGAAUAUUUUAGUACAUA